Molecule: messenger RNA, 1516 nt
Organism: Papilio machaon (common yellow swallowtail)
Lineage: Eukaryota; Metazoa; Arthropoda; Insecta; Lepidoptera; Papilionidae
Product: homeobox protein Nkx-2.1
Exons: 6
Coding region: 37-1023 (328 amino acids)
Biological process (GO): cell differentiation; regulation of transcription by RNA polymerase II
Cellular component (GO): nucleus
Molecular function (GO): DNA-binding transcription factor activity, RNA polymerase II-specific; RNA polymerase II cis-regulatory region sequence-specific DNA binding
Source: RefSeq, a predicted model, not a curated record
CGAGUGGCGUGAGUGGCGUCGAGUGCGGCCGGUCGGAUGUCCGCGGAGGGCGGCGGCUACUCGCCGUGUCCGGCGGAGGCGCUGCCGGAGCUGAGCGCCGCCGAGCUGGCGAUGAGCCUGUCGCCGAAGUCGGCGCUGCUGCAGCAGAACCUCUCGCAACUGCAGCUCCAGCAUUCUACGCCUUUCUCCGUCACCGACAUCCUCUCGCCGAUAGAGGAAUACCGCAAAUUGGAGCUCGCGAACAAUCCGCCGUCGCCGUACAGGUCGAAUUCUUCAGGGAGCAGUAUCAACUCGCCGCUGGGGCCGGCGUCUUGCGGCAUGACGGCCAACCCGUACGCGGUGCCGCUGUACGGCGGAGCGCCGGUGCAAGGCUACGGCUGCGCACCCGCAGACCUACCGCACUACGGAGAUAUGCGCGGCGCGAGCUGGUAUCCCGCAUCAAACGACCCCAGGUUUGCCAUUUCCAGGCUGAUGACAUCGACGUCGGGCGGCAUGGGCCACGUCAACAACAUGGGAGGGCUGGCGGCGUGUGCUGGACCAGACGCCAAGCCGAUGCAGUUCCCGCUCGCGCAGCGUAGGAAACGGAGGGUGCUUUUCACACAAGCUCAGGUAUACGAGCUGGAGCGGCGGUUCAAGCAGCAGAAGUACCUGUCGGCGCCGGAGCGCGAGCAUCUUGCCUCACUCAUACACUUAACACCCACGCAGGUUAAAAUUUGGUUCCAGAACCAUCGCUACAAGUGCAAACGACAAGCCAAAGAGAAAGCGAUGGCGGAACAAAAUCAACACAAUCAGUCAUCAUCUUCACCACGGCGGGUGGCGGUGCCGGUAUUGGUGAAGGACGGUAAGCCAUGCGGCUCGGGCGAGUCAUCUUCGCCGGCUCACAGCCACUGCGCCACACCCACGUCCGGGUAUUCAGCGGCGCCGGCGCAGGCCGCCUGCAGCAACCCGCUCGCCUACCGUCAGCCCGCCGCCUACCAGCAGCAGUGCUCCGGCUACCUCCCGCUGCAGGGCCGCGCCUGGUAGAAGUUCCCACAGCUUUACCACGAGACAAUGUUCAAGGAGGAAAUGUAUUUCGAUUAGAUCCAAAGCCACGGUUUGAAUCUCAUUACAUAUUUUUUGAGUGCAAUUAUUAUUUCAUAGAUCUAAAUAAUAGACAAAUAGAAAAUACAGACCAUCUUUGGUUUGUUCAUUGUAAAUUUGAUGUUAAAUCAUUUUAAUUACAUUGGAUUAAGCUGGAGGUGGUCGUUGCUAUGAUUUUCAUUGAUUCAAACCAGUCAAAGGCAUCAAAACCUAGGAGAACAUUGUCACUGGUAAAGCAACGCCGGGCGCGACCGAUCUGACAGACAGGUGAAUCGCGAGUGGUGCAGUGACACAAUGACGAGUGACGAGUGCCAGUGGACGCUAAUGUCGUGCGCGGUGGAGCAGAGUGGGGGAGGGGGGGAGUACUGUGUACAUAAUUAGAACUAGUUAAGCACAAUUACGGAUUUGACUUUAUUAUUUUUGUAACGUUCCGUUU